Messenger RNA from Brettanomyces bruxellensis, 993 nucleotides. RefSeq lists its product as uncharacterized. The record is from RefSeq and is a predicted model, not a curated record. Gene Ontology annotation, molecular function: S-adenosylmethionine-homocysteine S-methyltransferase activity. Gene Ontology annotation, biological process: S-methylmethionine cycle. The transcript has a single exon. Bases 1 to 993 code for a protein of 330 amino acids. Lineage: Eukaryota; Fungi; Ascomycota; Pichiomycetes; Pichiales; Pichiaceae.
AUGACAUUCAAAUUUCCAAAGAAUAAGCCGCUCCUUUUGGAUGGGGCCACCGGAACCGAGUUGGAGAAGCAUGGCGUGAGUUUGAACGAUAAGCUCUGGUCGGGAAUUGCCGUUAUAAGCGAGCCGGAGAAAUUGGAGGAGGUGUAUUUGGAUUAUUUGAACUGUGGAAGUGAGCUAAUUGAAACUGCCACCUAUCAACUUACGAAAAAGGGACUUAUUAAGCACGAUCUAGACCCUCACUCAACAUACCAGAAGGCCAUAGACAUCGCGGACAGUGCGAGACAGAAGCAUUUCGAGAAAACAGGCAAGAAAGCGAUGAUUGUUGGAAGUAUCGGGCCAUUUGGCGCCUAUUUGGCAGAUGGUGCCGAGUUCACCGGUCACUAUCCGGAAAUCAGCAAUGAGGAAAUGAAGGCGUUCCAUUCCGACCGGCUCGACUAUCUCUACAACUCCCCGCUUGUGGAUCUCAUCGGCUUUGAGACGAUCCCAUCGUUCGAGGAGGUGAAAUCGAUUCUUGAGAUGAUGAAGACAAAACUAGAUGAGGCAAAGAAAGCUGGCAAGCCCUACAAGCCAUACUACCUUGCCUUGAGUUGCAGCCCGGAGAUGGUUCUAGCAGAUGGCUCUUUGCUUCACAAAGUGCUUGAGUACAUCGACGGACACCUUGAGGAGAACUUGGUUGCAGUUGGUGCGAACUGCUGCGGUCUCCGGACCAGUAAAGUGCUUAUCGAGAAGUUCGACUUGGAGUUUGGCAAUUUCCACAACCUUGACAGGCAGUGCAGGAUCGUGAUAUAUCCGAACUCGGGCGAGAUAUACGACGGAAUAACGAAGGAGUGGAUCAUGGACGAUAAGCUAGGAACGACCGAUCUACAGCAGGCUUUCAGGGAGGCGGCCGAGGUGUUUUUGUCGAAAAAGAGACUUGGAUUAGUGGGAGGGUGCUGUCGGACUGGGCCAGCACAGAUAAAGCUGCUCAGGGAGAUGAUUGAUGAGAAGAAGUGA